AUGUCGCGAAAGUGGAUCGCCUUCUUGGUUAUCGCGCUGAUCCUUCACAGUGUGUGUGCUUAUCCUUAUCCUGAAACAGACCGCGAAAAAUGGGAAGCCUAUAAAAGGGAUAAGAUGAUUGUCAACGAUUCAAGGAAUCUAAAGGACAUGCCGUUUUUCGGAGACGGUGGACUGCGGAAGGCUCACACGGAAACGUAG
Messenger RNA from Ostertagia ostertagi, 198 nucleotides. Lineage: Eukaryota; Metazoa; Nematoda; Chromadorea; Rhabditida; Trichostrongylidae. The record is from the annotation of a GenBank genome assembly.